UCUAUAUAAAUACUUCUGCGUCAUAAUCACAAUACCUACAAAGUGACACUAGAGAUAUGCCAUAUGAUAUUGAACCAUUGUAUACGAUCGUCUUAAAUUAUUAAAUGGAAUUUGAAGACAGGAUUGCUCGAGUUCAGUCGCGUACGGAGAUCGCGUGGGCUUAGGUCCUGUAGAGAUGUAACGACCAGUUAUAGACUAAUUUUCCAAUAAAAAUAAAUAAUACGGCUCAGGAGCGGUCAAAAUAGUGACCAUUUACGCGUGUUCAACCGGUCGAAGCGCGGGGCCGCGCCCUCGUCCUGAGUGACGUAUUCCCGUUCUAUUUUUGAAAUUUUCCCGCCAAAGUUUUCUUCAUAAAGCAAAUGGCUUUUUCGAUGGUCGGCACGGUCGUUGAAUAUUCAACCAGCAAUUUGCUGAUAAAAAAUUACGCUUACUAACUUGUGUAACAGACGUUAAUAAUAAAGACUAUCACAGUGGAUCCUUUUGUGAAGAGAAAGAUGAAAAUUUUCAAAAAGAAGCUCCGUUUUUCAAUACCUUCGAAUUAUGUAUGAAGUUAACGCACUUUAAUACUGUAAUAGUGGAAGGUUGUUUAAACAUUUGUCUAAUCUCACAUAUCAGCAGCGACUGCAAAUAUCAUCUAUAAUUGUUAUUGAAGAUUUGCCAAAAUGUAUAGGAGUAAUGUGAACAGUGUCAUAUCAGCGUUCGUAGUUAUAUUAAUAUGUAUUACAGGCAUAAACACACAGACUGACGUAGUUACAACAACAGAUGAUCCCCUAGAACUUACAACACUUGAAAAUAACUUCACUCAAGCUAAUUUAAACAAUAGACAAUCUAGAGAAAAUAAUUCCAGUCUGGACGAUAUUGCGAUAACCCAAGAUGAAGUAAACGAUUCUCCUGAAAUCCAUGACGUUAAAGUACUAACCGAACAAGUCAGGCCAGAAAGUGCUUCCAGAGUAAUAAUGCCAAUAAAUUUUAAUGGUACUAUUAAUAAAAUAAUUUACGAUGGAGAAUCCGCAAUAGAUAGAAGUAUUCCUAGGCAUAUAGCAAAAGCAGUAGUUGAAAGAAAAUCUAGUAAGCGAGCCGAAAUCAGAGCACAUGUGCAAUAUGAUGAAGUCACUGGUGAAUUGAUAGGCGGUGAUCAUCCUUGCCAUAGAGAUUGUAGGGAGGGUGGAAAAGCAAUGAUUUGUUACUAUCAUUUCCAUUUAGAAUGGUACCAGACCAUGAGCAAGGCUUGUUUUGAUUGUCCAUACAAUUUAACUGAUUGUUCGAGGCAAGACUGUAUUCCGGCUGACGGAAUGAAUAGACCAUUGAACGUCAUUAAUAGAAAAAUGCCGGGACCAGCUAUAGAGGUCUGUCAGUACGACCGGAUUAUUGUCGACGUGGAGAAUGAUUUGAUGACAGAAGGCACCACAGUCCACUGGCAUGGGCAGCAUCAGAAAGGAUCGCCCUAUAUGGAUGGCACACCAUACGUGACACAGUGUCCUAUAUUGCCUGAGAGUACAUUCAGAUAUCAGUUCAACGCAUCCCAUGCGGGUACACACUUUUGGCACUCGCACUCAGGUAUGCAACGGGCUGACGGCGCGGCUGGGGCUUUCAUAGUGAGGAAACCCAAGUCACAAGAUCCCCAUGGCAAUUUGUAUGACUAUGAGAGAUCAGAACACGUGAUGAUUGUUACCGACUGGAUACACGAGCUGUCAGUGGGCAUGUUCACCGAUCACCAUCACUCGCAAGGUGAUAACAAACCACCCACGUUACUUAUAAAUGGCGUUGGAAGAUUUAAAGUUUUUAAAAACACCACCACCACGAAGCCUUUGUAUAUGAGAGCGGCAACAUUUAAUGUCGAACAAGGCUACAAGUAUCGUUUUCGAGUAAUAAACGCGGAAUUCCUGAAUUGUCCCAUAGAGUUGUCUGUGGACGGUCAUAACAUCACUGUGAUAGCUUCCGAUGGUUACGACCUGGAGCCAAUUGUCGCAACCUCCUUGGUGACCUACGCUGGAGAGCGCUAUGACUUUGUACUUGAUGCCAACAAUGAGAUUGAUAAUUACUGGAUUCGAUUCCGUGGUCUUAUGGACUGCGAUGAACGAUUCACAAAAGCAAAACAAGUGGCGGUACUUCAUUACGAAGGGGCGAUGGAGAUGGAACCGGAAGGAGACCCGACGUGGGAGGAGCUCCACAACGACGGAUUACAACUAAACGCUUUGAAUAAAGGAGAAGAAGAAAAUGAAACUAUAAGUGUAGCAGAGAUGAAGUCACUUGCGGGUUACGAUGACUCAUUAAAAGAAGUAGCUGAUUAUCAAUUUUAUGUAGCGUACGAUUUCUAUGCCAAGAAUAAUUCGCAUUUCCACAAGUCACCUUACUAUGGAUAUUAUCAAGUACCGCUGAAAACCAAUCGUCUGUACACUCCUCAACUUAAUCACAUCAGUAUGAAAAUGCCUUCGAGUCCAUUACUCAUUAGUAGACCAUCACCAGAAAACUUCUGCAAUUCGUCUAGCAUUGACGACAACUGUAAGGAAGGUUACUGUGAAUGUUCUCAUGUAUUGUCCGUCAGAUUAAAUUCCGUUGUUGAAAUUAUUAUCCUUGAUGAGGGAGUAACGUUCGAUGCCAAUCAUCCUUUCCAUUUACAUGGACAUAGCUUUAGGGUAGUCGGUAUGAGACGAUUGGCCAAUGAGACGACAAUAGAAGAAGUGAAAGCAUUUGAUAAAGCUGGCUUAUUGAAAAGAAACCUUAAAAAUGCACCAAUAAAAGAUACAGUUACAGUACCUGAUGGAGGUUACACAGUCAUCAGAUUUAAAGCAGAUAAUCCUGGAUAUUGGUUAUUCCAUUGUCACAUUGAAUUCCAUGUUGAGAUUGGAAUGGCUUUAGUAUUUAAAGUUGGUGAUCAUAACGAUAUGCCUCCAGUCCCGCCUGCUUUUCCUAGGUGUGGAAAUUAUAUGCCAGAUAACAUGUUAGAACAUGCCACUACUGAAAAACCAAAGGAUGAAAACUCAUAUAUAUCUAUAACACAUUGGUGGCCUGUAGUUGUUUUGAAUUCAACAUCCUCAUCUAGUUCUUCAAAUUGUUUAUUUGGACUUAUAUUAUUAUGUAGUGUUUGGGUAUUAAAACUGAAUAGUGCAAUGUAAUUUAUAACAAACUCGAAAUUAUUAAUUUAGUUUAAUUUAUUGAGAUUACUGCGUUGAAUUAAUUUUGUCGAAUUUGUACUUACAACAAUGUAUUUAUUUUAAUAAUGCAUUUUCAAACUGUUACUCAUUUAUUUAUUGGACCGUACUUAUGUUUCUUUGUAUUUAUAUCGAGAUUAUGUUAGUAUUUAUUUACUAAAAUGAUGAAACUGUAAUUAAUAAUGUUGACCUACAUGUCUGUGAUUAUUAUAGUUAAACUGCUUGCCAAAAAUGUUUUAUAUAAUUUUCUAUCUGUGAAAAUUGUCGCUGGUGAUAUGUGAUAUUACUUAGUUAAGUUAGUUUUAAUGUAUUGUAACUUUAGUAUUUUAUAAGCAAAAAUAAGUACAGUUAUUGCAUACU
This is a messenger RNA of Galleria mellonella (greater wax moth), 3512 nucleotides long. RefSeq lists its product as uncharacterized. Bases 663 to 3116 code for a protein of 817 amino acids. NCBI's taxonomy places the organism in Eukaryota, Metazoa, Arthropoda, Insecta, Lepidoptera, Pyralidae. Gene Ontology annotation, molecular function: copper ion binding; oxidoreductase activity. Gene Ontology annotation, cellular component: plasma membrane. The transcript is spliced from 11 exons. The record is from RefSeq and is a predicted model, not a curated record. Gene Ontology annotation, biological process: iron ion transport.